Cyprinodon variegatus (sheepshead minnow) is the source of this 577-nucleotide messenger RNA. RefSeq names its product DNA-directed RNA polymerase III subunit RPC7-like. The record is from RefSeq and is a predicted model, not a curated record. The coding region runs from base 214 to 414 and encodes 66 amino acids. The transcript has 3 exons. NCBI's taxonomy places the organism in Eukaryota, Metazoa, Chordata, Actinopteri, Cyprinodontiformes, Cyprinodontidae.
GAAGAAGAAGAGCUGGCGGGCAAUAGGAUGUAAACAGGAAGAAGAAGAACUGGACCAAAACAUGAAAACAUCUCUGGUUCUGUUUAGGUUUUAUGUUUUUACGGGUUUAGAAAAAGGGAUGAAAGGAAUCAUGCUGGAGGUUGAUCCAUAAAACCGGAACCGGAAAAGGGUCCAAAUUCAAGUCCUGGUUCUGACCUUUGACCCCGGGCGGAGAUGGCGGGCCGUGGGCGCGGCCGCCGGACUUUUGGUUUCAUGGCGGACUCGGUGGGGGUCAGCAGAGGAGAUGCUUUAUCUGCGGCUGUGCAGCAGCCCACACCUGUGUUCCCUGAGACAGACUACAUCAUGUCGUACUUCGAUAACGGCGAGGACUUUGGAGGAGACAGCGACGACAACAUGGACGAGGCCAUCUACUAGAACGCUGCUGCUCCGGGGUUCUGGUUCUGGUUCUGGUUCUGGUUCGACCGGCGCUGGGUUUAGUUUUUAUCUGAGUGAUCUUAAUGUUUUGUAACAGGAAUGUUUUUAUUGUUUUCAGCUGUAAAAAAAUAAAAAUAAACAUGUUCUGAGGGGUUCUGACUCA